UUUUGGCCCCCGGCCAUGGAAUUCCAGGCGGACGGCGCCCGGUGGCCCGAGCCGCGGGGCGGCUCCGCCGAGGCGCCGCCGCCGGCGCUGGAGGCCCCCUCUCCUCGCUUCGAUUCGUCGCGUGCCCUAAGAUUGCUGAGAGAGCUUGGCAGAAAUGUAACAGAAGAUUUGGUUGUGCUGAUGCCAAACUUGCUGUCAUUUUUGAAACACGAUGAUCCUGCAGUUGUUAAGCAAUCCAUAGCUAGUGGGACAAAUUUAUUUGCUGCUGUACUGGAAGAGAUGGCACUUCAGAUUAACGGGCGUGGAAGAGUUGAUGCUUGGCUUGAAGAGAUGUGGGCUUGGAUGAACCAGUUCAAGGAUGCAGUAUGUGUUAUGAUGCAUGAGCCUGGUCCUAUUGCAUUUAAACUACUCGCCGUAAAGUUCAUUGAAACAUGGAUAUUGUGCCUUACACCUCAACCCAACAGUGACCGAAUACAGCCAAUUGAAGGAAACAACCGGAGGUUUGAUCCGUCACGAUUAGCUAAAUUUCAUACUAGCCUUGAUCCCGUUAUUCUGGAAGCCAAUGCAAAUAGGGCUUUCAUCCUCCUGGUGGAUAUUUUGAAAUCAGCGUAUGCUCACCGAGGAUCCUUCCUAGUUGGCACCAUUAAUUCUCUUGCAGCUAUUGGAAAGAAUAGGCCGGUUUAUUAUGACCGUGUUCUGUCAGUGUUGUUUGGGUUUGACCCUAGUUUGCAGACUUCAAAAGGAGCUCAUUCUGCAAGCCUGAGAUAUUCCCUGAAAACAGCCUUUUUAGGGUUUCUACGGAGUCCUUGCCAAGAAAUGCUUGAUUCCAAGGACAUACUAGUGAGGCGGCUCCGAGCUCUCAGCCCAGGUGAAGCAACAGAACAGAUUAUUAGGCAGGUAGAGAAGCUGUCUAGAAAUAUAGAGCGGGCUUCUCGUAUGAACAAGGAUGAACCUCCACCAUGGGAGAUGCCUUAUGGAGAUGUUAGUCGAAAGAAUCCUGCUCCUGCUAUGGCCGAGGGAAUAGCUAAGAGAGCAAGAUUUGAUGGCUCUGCAUUUUCGAAUCCGCUAAUCCAGGGAACACCUGAUUAUUCAGAUGUGAAGAUUGAAAAUGAUGCAAAUAUGGGUCAUUCCUCUGACCCUACUAUCUUGAGUACUGAUGUAUCUCCUGUUGAGAAGAUGAUUGAAAUGAUAGGCGCUUUACUUGCUGAAGGGGAAAGAGGAGCUGAAUCCCUUGGUAUUCUCAUCUCAUCGGUAGAGUCAGACGUCAUGGCUGACAUUGUAAUUGAAACAAUGAAGCAUCUACCAGAAGCACCAUUUCCAUUGGCUACAAAUAAGAGUGAACCGCAAUCAAAUUUGCAAUCUUCCUCCAGCCCCCCUACAGAGAACUUUCCAGGCCAUACACACUCUUUGCCCUUUACAGCACAAUUAGCACCACCUGCAGAUGGAGUAGGCAUUUCACCACCUGAUGCCCUUCUCGGUCCUGGUUCUACUGAUUCGAAGCGUGACCCAAGAAGAGAUCCUCGUCGCCUUGAUCCACGGCGAACAGUUGCACCUGCUACUGCUAGUGCCAUACAGGUGAAGGUGGAAACCACUAGCAUGCAUCAGACAAAUACUUUGUCAGAUAUACCUUCUGUUCCUGGGAAGGGUGAAAAAUGUGCAGAAUAUUCAGUAGACCCACCUAAAAGUGAAGAUGAGGAGCAUCCAUCUUUUCAUCCUAAUAAUCAAGUAAUUGUCAAAGAGAAUGAGUUUUUGGAUGAUGCCACAGAACCAGAGGCAAUUUUUGAAUUGCACGCACCGGUAGAAGCCGGAAUUCCUUCUGAUGUCAAUGAAGAGAUGGACAAUCCAUUGUCACCAGAAGCUAUUUCAAACAAUGAAUCUGAUAGUAUGGAUUUGGAGGUUGAUCCCUUUUCACCAGUCCCCAAGAUAUCAACACCAGAGGAUACUACUCAUGAGUUGCCACUUCUUCCAUCUCAUUUGGAUUUGAGUGACAGUGAGAAGAUCACAUUGCAUAUAUUAGCUGUUAGGCGGAUAAUUGACGAUUACAAGAAAAAUACCCUGGACACAAGAUUUUCUUUGCUUGCUCAUUUGGUUGCUCAGAGUAGUGCUGAUGAUAAUAUCAUGGAUUUGAUUCAGAGGCACAUUAUCUUCCAUUAUCAUGACCAGAAGGGUCACGAACUGGCUAUGCAUGUGUUGUAUCAGCUGCAGUGUGUCAAUAUUGCUGACGCACCAGAAAGUUCCACAUCUACUUCUGAACAUUACGAGAAGUUCUUUAUAUCACUUGCGAAGUCCUUGAUUGAUUCGCUACCGGCCUCAGAUAAAUCUUUUAGUAAACUUCUGUGUGAUGCCCCAUGUUUGCCUGAGUCUCUGUUUAGAUUACUUGAGGGUCUUUGUAUGUCACAAGGCAACAACCAACAAAUAAAGGACAGCGAGGGUGACCGUGUUGCCCAAGGCCUCGGAACAGUAUGGAGUCUUAUUUUAGGGCGGCCUCCACUUCGUCAAGCUUGCUUGGAUAUUGUUCUGAAGUGUGCCAUUCACUCUCAAGAUGAAGUCCGAGGAAAGGCGGUUAGAUUGGUUGUGAAAAAGCUCUGUGAUCUGACAUAUGCAUCAGAAAAAGUUGAGCAGUUCGCCACAGAUAGUCUUCUGGCAAUUGCUAAUAAGCAUGGCGUGGAGACAGAUGCUAAUUUCACAACCUCAAAAGAAUCUACAGCCGAGGUUGAAAUAGGCAUCCAGGAAGCUUCAGUUAGUGGCUCCCAGGUUCCCGAUGCUGGACCUUCUGAAAGUGGAUCUACCAAGGCCUCGUUGAUUUCACCUAAACAAUCAGCAGUAUCUGAGGCCAAACGCUAUACUUCAUUGUUUUUUGCACUUUGCACAAAGAGACCCAUUCUUCUUCGACAGUUGUUCAAUGUCUAUGGAGGGUCUCCGAAAGUUGUCAAACAGUGUAUCCAUUGGCAUAUUCCCACCCUUGUAAGAAAUCUGGGAUCCUCAUGUCCUGAAAUGCUGGACAUUAUUCAUAAUCCACCUGAAGGCAGUGAAGAACUUGUUAGCCUGAUACUUCAAACACUGACCGAAGAAUCAAAUCCUUCGCCCAACCUGGUUGUGGCUGUUAAACAUCUCUAUGAGACCAAGCUGAAGGAUGCAUCUAUUCUCAUUCCAUUGCUAUCCUCAUUUCCGAAGGAAGAGGUGCUACCCAUAUUUCCUAGACUAGUUGAUCUCCCACCUGCCAGAUUCCAAGAUGCACUUGCUCGGAUAUUGCAGGGCUCUGCUCAUACUGGUCCAGCGUUAACCCCUGCCGAAGCUCUGAUUGCAAUCCAUGAAAUUAAUCCAGAAAAGGACAAAGUUCCCCUAAAGAAGGUCAUAGAUGCUUGCACUGCUUGCUUUGAGCAGCGCACGGUAUUUACUCAGCAAGUUCUGGAGAAGUCAUUGAAUAAAUUGGUCGAUAAUGUUCCGAUCCCUCUUCUUUUUAUGAGGACUGUUAUUCAAGCACUUGAUGCUUUCCCAGCUUUGGUUGAUUUUGUCAUGGGAAUACUUUCCAGGCUUGUCAAUAAGCAGAUCUGGAAAAUGCCAAAGCUGUGGGUUGGAUUCUUAAAAUUGGCAUACCAGACUCAACCACGCUCGUUUGAUGUUUUGUUACAGUUACCUACGCCGCAGCUUGAAAUUGCACUGAAUAAGUAUCCGAAUCUUCGACCACAUCUUUCUUCCUUUGUUAAUCAGCGGAACUUGCACAACAUCUUGCCCAGACAUACUUUGAAUGUCUUGGGAUUCAUCAAUGAACCACAGCAGGCACCAAUGCCAUUUGCACCUGCUGCGAUGCAAACAGCAGACACAACUUCCUCUCUUCCUGGUACAACCCUAAUGUGAGUUAUGAGGAUGCAAGUAGUUACACCGAUCAGAUGCAGAAUGCCUUGUUCAUCACAGAUGCACAUAAAAAGUUGUAUGGGCGUGAAAUGGCACAAAUGAAGAUCGAGUGCCCUUUAGCGCGUCUCCAGUUACCGUCUCACUGUUCCUAGUAUAGUGGCUCAACAAGCUCUUGGAGGUGAUCGAUUAAAGGGUGGUCUGUUGUGUUUGUGCUGGGGCGGUUGCUUGGAAUGUGAUUGUUUAAAGGGUGGUCUUUUGCGUUUGCGCUGGAGCCAGUUCUUCCCUGAAUGGGGAUCAGUCCAAGUUGUAUACUAGCUGUAGUCUUAUGGUAAGAAGUAGUUCCACUCACAGGCUGAGGGCUUCUAGGCGAGCAAAGGGCAGAGCUAAUUAUUUACAAAUAACCGAGGGAUAUUAUUUGAUCAGCACGUCUUCCUCCAAAGAGAAGAGUUGUUGCACGUAACAGAAUCAGUUUGGCAGGGAGCCGGCAUUUGAGUGUCUGGCGCUAACAAUUGCUGUUGUCCGAACAGAUUGUCUGUGUAUUGUAACAUUGUAUAUAUAAAAAUUGAUUUUGUUAGCUAUCAUAUUUAUUUUGCUUUAUU
Molecule: messenger RNA, 4454 nt
Organism: Lolium rigidum
Lineage: Eukaryota; Viridiplantae; Streptophyta; Magnoliopsida; Poales; Poaceae
Exons: 27
Coding region: 16-3858 (1280 amino acids)
Source: RefSeq, a predicted model, not a curated record